This is a messenger RNA of Racocetra persica, 394 nucleotides long. The record is from the annotation of a GenBank genome assembly. Lineage: Eukaryota; Fungi; Glomeromycota; Glomeromycetes; Diversisporales; Gigasporaceae.
AUGACUUUGAUUUUUUGCGCUAUUUUCUUUAUAAAAAACAUUUCUGUCUCAAGUUCAGGAAAAUGUUAUACUGGGUCUGUGGUCUACCAAACAGCAACUAAUGAAUUUGCUAAAUAUAAAUUUAAAGCCUUUUAUAUAGAAGAAUCAUUACUUAUUGAAGAAUUGACUAAAACAACUAUCACUAUGAUAAUUGGUUGUUUUGCAUUCGAAGAUGAGUUAAAUGUUACAAUUUCUCAAAGUGUAACUCUGCAAAUUCAAAUGUUACAAAAUAAAUCUACCAUUUAUGAUAUGCCAAUUGCACCUGCUUUCAGAAUUUUUUCUGUGCCUAUUCAAGAUCCUUCUGAACCACAUGGAGAUAAUACUAUUUUUCAUUUAAAAAAGGAAGUCUAUAAUA